Closterium sp. Naga37s-1 is the source of this 5520-nucleotide messenger RNA. Lineage: Eukaryota; Viridiplantae; Streptophyta; Zygnematophyceae; Desmidiales; Closteriaceae. The record is from the annotation of a GenBank genome assembly.
AUGCGACAGGAGUGGGGGUACUGUUUGCCAUCCACCAGGCCACUCACUCUCACCGACCUGUACCCUUCUCCGUGCAUUCUAACUGAAGCAAGUUCCAACGCACACCUAGGAGCCAGUUCUGAGGCAUCUCAAAGCUCGCACCUAGACACCUUGGAUCGCGUGUUGGAAUUCGGGAAUCUCUGCUCGUGGAAGGGGAACCAGGCUCGGGAAGGAUUGGGUGAGGGUGAAGGAGAGUGGAGGAGCGGCGAAGAUAGGCCACCGGGUUUAAGGGACGAUAGGAUUGGAGGAGGCAGCCGCGUGACUGCGCGGUGUGCUGACAGCGCAGAUGACGUGGCGAUGGCAGGAAGCGAGAGCAGCUGCAGCAAGCAUCCGCACGCCCUCGCCCUCGUGGCAGCGUGCGCUCUCAGGGGGCAGCCCGCCGCCCUCUACGUCCUCCACGCCCUCCGCGCCCGCACCGCUGCACCCUCUGCUCCCGCUGCUCCCACUGGCUCGCAGAAGAGAGAUCCCACAACGGCAGCUGCAACAGCAAGAGUGGCACAGGCCGUAGCGAGGCAGGGGAUUGAAGAGGCAGUGCUGGGCGAGGUAGUGGCGGAUGGGCAUGUGUGCCGCAGACUGCACUACCUCGCUGCACGACUGCUGGCUGCUGCUCCUGCUGCUGCCGACGCAGCGUGGGCCGCGCCACGUGUGCCUGCUGACGUGGACUGCCAGUUGGCAAGUGUGCCGUGCCCGUUAGCUGCGUGCAGGAUGGUGCAGCAGGCGGCAGAUGCGGGCAGCGCAGGUGGUAACGCAUGUGGCGACGCUGCUGCCGAUGAUGUUGGGAGCGAUGGGGAGGGUUCAGACUGGGAUUCAGAAAGUGGGGAUGUGUGGAUGGGGUGGACGGGCGGGGAGAGUGACGACGACGAGAGCGAGGGCGGCGAGGAGGGGGGAGAGCGUGCAGAGAGUGCAUUGCUUAAGAGCAGCAGUCAACACCCUCUUCCCCCUCCUCAACACCCGCAUGAUCAUGCCACUCCCAGGUCUCAGCGUGGCGAGCCAAGGCUAGAGGGUGGCGCAGUGGGAGCAGGAGGGGCCGGUGCAGAGGGAGAUGACGCGGUUCUGAGGGGUUUUGGGAGGGCGCUAUUGCUGGUUCUCGCUCAGUACGAGGCCGGGGUUGCCCAGCUCGCCCGUACGUGCGUCGCCUCUCUUUCUGCCUCACCACCAACAGCAGCAAGAGAUCGUUUCAGCUCUGCACGCUCACAAGCAGCCAGUCCUGCCGGUCCUUCAGAUGCGGUGCUUCUACUGGCCAUGCAGAGCAGGCGACUGAGGGCGCAGCUGAGGCGGCUGGUGGUGCUGCUGGGGAUGGAUUCGAGAGGGAAGGAGACAGCAGGGGGUGAGGGGAAGGGGCAGCCAUGGGAGGGCGGGGCUCUGAAAGGGAAGGAAACAGCAGGGGGGAAGGUGGAGGAUGAAUGGUCGGUGGUUUACCACUGCCCUCAGAUGCUCAUGGCUGGCGCGCCAGAUCUGAGCAGCUCAGGCAUGCGAGGCAUGCCUCUCACUCCACCCCCUCCACACACGCCCCACACGCACCACAUGCACCUCACGCCCCACACUCACCACACAGACCGUGCUGUUGCUGCCAGCGGGGGCAGCAGAGCCGUUAUCCCAUCACAAAUGAUAUCCCCAUCACAGUUCGACACACCUCGUUUCCUGUCCAACCAGGCAGCAGCCGGCGAUGCGCGGAGUGCGGCAUUCUUUCUUCGUCCCUGCAAGGGUCAACUUCGCAUGCGUGUUGAUCCAGCAAAGGAAAGACAAUCAUUAGGGAAGGAACGAGAGAGGGAGCAGAUCUGCUCUGGCUGUGGCUGGUCGCAUGAGCCUUCCUGGCACGCUCCUGGUGAUGACGUGGCAGCAGCUGAUUGGCCCUGGAAGGGCAACCACCCGCCUCCUUUAUCCAAUCUGCUUGCUGUGCAAAUAUCAAGCAACGAGUCAGCACGAUUCCCCGCCCCCACCGCCCUCAGCUCCAAACUGCAGAAGGCAUGGGUGGAGUGCGGUGCCAUGCUGCGCCUCACUGACCCCCGCUCUGGCCCCGCCUUCCCCUGGACGUGGAUGGCUUGUAACGAGGGUGCUUGUAGCGGGGAUGGCUGUGGUGGGGGUGUGGUUCAUGGUGCUAGUGGCAUCUCGUGGCAUGCAGUGCUCCAGCAUGCAUCGAUCCAUGGGGGGUGUGCGGUUGAACAUGCAUGGAGGCAUGGGGAGGGUGGGGUUGAACAUGCACAAGGGAGAGGAAGCAAGGGAGUAGCGAAGGGGGGAAUUGAGGGAGCUAAAGGCGCAACGGAGAGAUCAAAGGAAGGAGGAAAGGACGGAGGAAUUAGGGGAGAUAAGGAAGGAUCAAAGGAGGGAGCAAAGGAGGGAACAAAGGAGGGAGUAAAAGAGGGAGAGAAGGAGGGAUCAGAAAAGGGGGCAGCGGCAGGCAGUGGGAGGCGAAAACAGAAAGGCGUUGAGGUUCAAAGUGGGAAGCACAGUGGGAGGCAGAGAAGUGGGCAGAGUGGGAAGCAGGGUGGGCCGGGUAGGCAACACAGUGGGAGGCCUGGUGAGAAGCAGAGUGAGGAGCCGGGUGGAAAGGCGGGUGGGCGUGGAGCGGCAGCAGGGAGGGGAGGGGGGCAUGUGACGGAUGAGGAGAGGCGGCUGGUAGGCAUGGCAGUCACAGACAUGGAUGGGAGCUUCGAUGAUGCCAUGCAUGCUCACCUGCUGCUGCCCAUCCGCGCAAGCCACGCGCUGGUGAGCAGGGCAGCAGUGCAAGUGCUGUUCACAGUGGGGCGCUACCGUGACCACUGCACCGCACUGCACCGCCUCUUCCUCUCGCCCCACUCCGCCCUGCCGUCUGCCGUCCUGCACGCCCUCCAUGCCGUGGACUGGGCCAGCCUUCGCUCGCUACCAGAGCAGCAGCACGCGCUCUCAUCCGCCCUUGACACAGCCAUCUCGCAAGCCUGCCUCUCCUCCCUCCCCUCCGCCUCCCUCUCCCGCCUCCACGCCUUCAUCUCGCCCUCCUCCCUCUCAUCCUCCGCCUUCUCCUCCAUAUCAUCACCGCCGCCUCACCCAAUGUCGCCAGGGGUGGGAGGGGGGGGAGUGGGCAGUGCGAGCAAGCAGCUGACGUGGAGCCCUCUGUCUGCCCACCGGCUGGGCGCGUUUGACUUUGUGCGGGUGGGGUACGACCCAGGCUGGCCUGCCAGCGUGGUGAUAACGCCCCCGCUGCUGCAGCAGUAUGCAGAUAUUCUCGCUGCACUGCUCAGGCUGCACCAUGUGCAGCGGGCCGUUGAAAAUCUCACCGUUCACGUCAAGACGCCUCGAAUGCCUGCCAGCGUGGUGAGAAGGCCAAACCUGGUGCAGCAGUAUGGAGACACGCUCACUGCGUUGAUCAGGCUGCUGCAGCACGUGCAGAGGGCCAUCAGCAGCCUCACCAUUCACAUCAAGGUGCACCGAGCAGCACUGCAUGGAGGGCAGGCACGCCCUUCCCGUCACUCACCGCUUCCUGUAUUUGUUCGCCCUCCUGUUCUCUUCCCCUCCUUUCCCCCCCCCAGCAUGCGUGCAGCACAGCUCGUGUCCUGCAUGCUCGCCUUCAUGAGCGCUCAGCUGCAGCGAGCAGUGCAGCAUGGCGACCAGAUACUGCUGCUGGGCACUCAGGCAGAACACAAGCCCCAUCUGGUGGGUCUGGGUCUUCCUUGGGACCUGUUCUCAUUCCAGGAGGCACAUGCACAGUUUCUGCUUUACUGCACAACCAGGUGUCUGCUAGACGCUCGCAGUGCGCCCAUGAGGGAGCGACUAGACAGCCUGCUGCAGCUGGUGCUGGACGUGCAUCGCAGCGUUGACUCUGCCCGCAUGGUGGCCCCUCUCUCAAAGUUUUUUCUCGACGACGAUGCUCCCAUCUGGGAAGAGGUGGAGGAGCAAGUGGGGGAGUUCAACGAAGCACUCAAUGACUUGCUGGAUUUUCUCUCGCGCAAGCAGGAGGUUUCUCACAAAGCUAGGCCGCAGGAUGGAGGCGACCCUAAGACAGAGCUGGAUCGCAGGUUGGAGGCGGCCCUUCGAGCUGGCGACCAUGCAGCAGCGCAGCAGGUGAACGAGGCGAUUAUGAGGAGGGAGAGCGUGCGGCGGCAGAGACAGGCAGAGUGGCAGAUGCAGCUCGCAACAAGCUUGCAGGUGGGCAGAGAGACGCAGAGUGAGUGGCACUUGCAGGUUGCAGCCAUACGGUCUGGUGUUCAUGCGGCUCGCCAGCAAUCUUGCGGACAACCGGCGACGUGGAGAAGUUUCCGGGAGGAAUGUGAGAAGUUUCGUGGAGAAGGUCCGCGCGUUCCCGGAGCUCGCACGCUCCAUCCAAUCUCCUGUCCCUAUUUCCCCAACCUUCUCCCUUUCUCCCCCGCCCCUCCCGCCUCAACCCCAUUCCCCCCUCCCUCCUCCUCCCGCCUUCUUCCCGCGCACCCACCGCGCCUUCCCCUCGCUCCCCGCACGCACCGCGCAUUUUCCCGAUCCCCAGGGGACGUGGUGAGUCGCGGAGUGGACCGCGCGUUCACGGAGCUGGCGGAGCUGGACCAAUCGGAGACGCCGGGGAGCGACGGGCGGCAGGUGAUCAACGUGCCCGAGCUCUACACCGGCAUUCUCAUUGUGUACGAGUCCACGGGGGCAGGACUGGGCGGGUAUACCGCCGUGACCGCCGGCAACGUGGCGGCUGCACGGGAAGGCCUAUUCGGGGAGCGCUGUUGGGCGUCUGGGAGCGCUUUGUCGCCAUGGCGGUCCGCCGCCCUUCGCGGGCAUUCGAUGCGGCGCGGGGGAGACGGUAGAGCGACGCGCGGAGUUGAAGUGACGGCCACGUGGGACGUGGUGAGUCGCGGAGUGGACCGCGCGUUUACAGAGCUUUCUGAGUUGGACGAGACGCCGGGGAGCGACGGGCGGCAGGUGAUCAACGUGCCCGAGCUCUACACGGGCAUUCUCAUUGUGUACGAUCGUCAUGUCCGUUCAAAGCAUGCUAACGUUCGAUUGACGGCCUGCUUUCUCGUUCAGGAUUACGACAUCAACCACGACGGCGUGUUGGACAGGGAGGAGUUCGGCGAACUCGUGCGACACUUCGCACGCACCGUCGUGGUGCGAGUGCUGCUCAACCUCGUCGUCAUCUUCUCGCUCGUGCCCUUGCUCGUGUCCCUCGCGAAAAAGCUCGCGCAUAAGCGCUCUUUUCUUGCUCCACCCCUGCGCUCCAUCACUCUCCAUCACGUCGGCCAAACCACCCAUGCCGCUCAAGCCACUCCAGCCGCUCAAGCCACCAUCCCUGUGACUCCCCUGGUCUUCUUCGAUGUUGUGAAUGCGCGCUCCUCUCUCCGACCCAUCCUCUUCCUCCCCUCUCCCCGAACCCUCGUCCUCUCUUCCUCCCGAGUCACCUCUGUCACCUUCUGUUUCCGCACAGUCAUGAUCCGUCUCACUUGUAACAUAGCGAAAAUCGGCGACAGCGGCCAUCUGUUCGCGCAGCAGAAGAAUCUCCUCCCCUUGCCUCUCGACCUCGGCCCUUAA